UGGAUGGCUGGUUUCAGAGCAAAACCAUAUGGCCACAGUUUGUCACUGGAUAUUUUUCCCCACCAUGGAUACAGAGUUAAUGGAGCACCUAUGGAGAGCCCCAGUACUCUUGUUGCUGGCAACGGUGUCUCUCAGUCUGGGCACAAAGUUCACCCUGCUGAUCUCCUUGCCCAACACCUCCAUUCCUUUCAGUGUUGGCCGGAUUGGGGCUGGAGCUCUCAUCGCCAUCAGUGCCGUAAACAGCAGUCCAGACCUUCUGCCAGGUCAUCAACUGGACUACCAUUAUGUGGAUGAUGAAUGCAAUGAUUUGCGUGGCCCAGGGAAGAUUGUAGAGCUUUACCACAGACACAAAUACAGUGCUUUCAUCGGCCCGUCUUGCUCAAAUGUUUGUGCUGUGACUGCUAAACUAGCAGCUUAUUGGAACAUUGCUGUCAUCAGCCCCAUAUGUGCAGAACAACAGUUUCUGGAUAAGACGGUCUACCCAACACUAACAAGAGUGUUUGGACCUUUUACUAAACUAGGAGCUUUCUUUGUGGAGAUCUGUAAGCAGUUUGGCUGGCAGCGCAUCGGCAUUAUCCAUGAUAGCAAACCAGCCUGGAAUAUUCCAGCUGAGGGGAUCAGGUACAAAGCAGAGCACAAUAACAUCACAGUGGCCAAAUAUAUAGAGAUCAAUGGUUCGCUCUCUCAAGGGUCUUUGCCGACAACCUGGUCCUGGGUCCUAACAGAGAUAGCUGAAGUUUCCCAUGUAAUUGUGAUAUCAGCACGUGGCGAGGUGGUCCGCAGCUUGCUAAUUGAAGCUCACAAGAAAGGCCUGACCAAUGGAGAUUUUGUUUUCUUCUGUUUUGAGCCGUACAGGCUAAAAGAGUUGUUUGGGAAUUUUGACUGGAAACAAGGUGAUGAUUUUGACUCAGUGGCAAGGCAAGCCUACCAGGCCUUAUUUUUCCUGUCUCUGUAUAAACCUAGUGAUGAACGGUACAGGGCAUUCUCAGAGAGUGUCAUCAGAAGAUCCAAAAAAGAUUUUGGCUAUACGUAUGCCCCUGAUGAAAAGGUGUCAGUGCUUGCAGCCAUAGCCCAUGACAGUGUCUGGCUCUAUGCCCAGGCAUUAAACGAAACCUUGGCAGAAAAUGGAAACCCAUAUGAUGGCUUUGCCAUCACCAGACGAAUGUGGAACAGGACCAUUACAGGUAUCCAAGGAGACGUAACUAUGGAUGCAAGUGGAGAUCGUGAAUCAGGAUAUAUGAUGAAACACAUUCAGGGUAGUGAUAACCAAUUUCAGGUCAUUGCAAACUACUUUGGGACUGAUAAGGUCUAUGAGCCAGUAAAAGGGGUUCAGGUCACCUGGCCAGGAGGUCGGACAACUCCUCCGAAAGACUCUCCAGAUUGUGGCUUUAGGGGAGAACUCUGCAUUAAUCUGGAGAGAAAGAUCUCGAUUGCUGUGGGGAUUAUUGCUGGCUUGGUGGCCACGGGUACUCUUGCAAUCUGUGUUUUAUACAGAAAGUACAAACUCCAGGAAGAAGCAUCCAAGAUGCUGUGGACAAUCAGUGCUGAUGAUGUCAUAAUGAUGGAGCAUCACUUCUCGACCUGGCCAACAAAGACCCACAGAUCAAAAUCUAUUCAGGCUUCUUUGGAGUCAAUAAUUUGCAGCAUGCAAGACAAGCCAUCAGCACACAGAACUGCAGUCUACAAAGGGACAGUCUGUUCUGUUUGCUUUCUGAACACACGGAGUGCUCAUCUGAGCAGCGAGCUACUGGCUGAGCUCAAACAGUGCAGAGAUCUGACCCACUAUAACAUUUGUAAAUUUAUUGGAGCCUGCCUGGAGACCCCUCAACCUUUCAUUCUCACAGAGUACUGCCCUAAAGGAAGCCUGCAGGACAUUUUGAAGAAUGAGUCUAUUAAGCUGGACUGGAGUUUUAAGUAUUCCCUCAUGCUGGACAUUGUAAAGGGCAUGGACUAUUUGCAUCAUAGUCCCCUGCACUCUCACGGUCAUCUCUCCUCAUCGAGCUGUGUGGUAGACAGUCGCUUUGUCUUGAAGGUCACUGAUUUUGGACUCAGUGAUCUCAGGUGUUCAGACAGGGAGCAGAGCCCCGUUUCUGACCCCUGGAUCGCUCUGCUGUGGAGGGCACCUGAGUUGCUGAGGCACUCCAUGCCUGCUAAAGGUACUCAAAAAGGGGACAUUUACAGUUUUGCCAUCAUUGCUCAAGAUGUGGUAUAUCGCAGAGGGCCUUUUUACAUCCCUAACAGCCCCUUCACUGCCAAAGAGAUUGUGGAGAGGGUAAGGGCAGGCGGCUGUAACCCACUGAGGCCACACACAGACAGAGUGGAGUGUGAAGAGGAGCUGGAGGGUCUUCUGGCCAGCUGCUGGAGAGAGAAACCUGCAGAGAGACCGGACUUCUCCUCUCUUAGGACUGCCAUCAAGAAAUUCUGCCCUAAUGGAGGGUCUGAGAACAUUUUAGAUAACCUUCUGUCCCGUAUGGAACAGUAUGCGUGUAAUCUUGAAGAGAUAGUCAGCGAGCGAACCGCUCAACUCCAGGAAGAGAAGAAGAGAGCAGAGGGACUACUCACACAGAUGUUGCCAAAAUCUGUAGCUGUGCAGCUCAUAGCGGGAAAGACAGUGAGAGCUGAGACGUACGACUGCGUCACCAUCUAUUUCAGUGACAUUGAAGGCUUCACUGCCAUGUCAGCUUCCCUCACACCAAUGCAGGUUGUGAACGUGCUGAAUGACUUGUACACGUACUUCGACAAUAUCAUUGACAACCACAAUGUUUAUAAGGUUGAAACCAUUGGUGAUGCCUAUAUGGUAGUGUCAGGCCUGCCUAUAAGAAAUGGAGACGACCACGCAAAAGAAAUAGCUAGAAUGUCUUUAGCUAUAGUGCAGGGCAUGAGGAGCUUCCACAGCCCACACAUAUCUCAACAGCAGCUGAGAGUCCGCAUUGGAGUCCAUUCAGGGCCCUGUGUUACAGGGGUUGUGGGUCUGAAAAUGCCACGCUACUGUUUAUUUGGAGACACCGUGAACACCGCCUCCAGGAUGGAGACAUAUGGAUUACCACUGAGAAUCCAUGUGAGCAGUUCCACCAAGUCUCUCCUUGACACUUUCAAGACUUUUCAUUGUGAACUGAGAGGUGACAUCCAAAUAAAGGGAAAGGGCUGGGUGAGAACGUUCUGGCUUUUGGGAGAGGACCAGUAAACUAAAUGUUCUUCUAAAAAGUAUUUCCUCCCCUUUUUUUUUAUAGCCAACUAAUGUAUAUAAUGUUACUUUGUUUUUAUGCAACAGUUAGUUCUGGCUCUUUGUAAUCUGAUUGGACAAGACUCAUUCCAAGAGUGCUAAUAUUUACUAUAGUAUAACAGCACUGGAACGCUUGACCGUUUGUAUCGGUACGCUUGUCCGUGUUUGCGGCAUUCCAGACAAGCUGUCAGUCAGUGCAUUUACACACACAAUGGUUGAUCCUGCUUUGGCUUCCUUUUGAACUAUUUUUUAUUAGCAGACGAAUAAUAGAAAAAAAUAACUGUCCAUAUUGUGUAUAAAAUGUAAAUUAUUCAAUAUUUUUGCUUAUAUAACAGUUAGUUCCGGUCUUCGAAUCUGAUUGGACUAGAGGCAUUGCAAGAGUGUUGAUAUAGUAGUCAUAUCAGCUCUGGUAUCCUUCACUGUUUGUACCAGUCCACUUAUGUUCAUGGCAUUCCAAACUAUAGUCUAAGAGCAGUUCAGAUGUGUAUGAGCAUUUUGAUUCAUCCCUGUGACAUCAAAUAUUUCAGCCAGCAGGUGACAACAAAAGACCAUCUUUUAUGUGUGUAUGUGUUUGAGCAUGUCGAGUUGGCGUUUAGAGAGACUGCGUUGUGAGUCAGUGCGCAAGUUUCAUUGACGUCAUUGUCUCUCACUCCAAGAUCACUCAGAUUCUUACUACACUAUAGCUGAGAAAUAAAGCUAAACUAACAGCUUCAGCAUUACUGCCGAUCACAGCUGAGUGUCGCGACAGAUGGAAUAAUCAAAAGCGCUCAGGAUGCCUACCUGAUACCCAAAGUUUCAGAGUUGGGAGGAUACGUAAAUUGUCAACAUGGCAGAGAAGAGUCUGGUUUCUGUGUCAGUGUUAAAAUUAGAGUUCCCCAAGAUAUAUACAAGAAUGACACUGGCGUCCCUCAUGUUUUCUCUCUGACAACAAAACACUUGAACAUGAGUGAAAUACUUGUAGGAUAUUUCCCAUAGCACGUCCGAUAGUAAGCAUCACUUCACGAUCACUCGGAGCGGAUUACUACAGCAUUAAUGCUGAUGAAUAUAGAUAAACUAACAGCUUCAGCAUUACUGUUCAUCACACCGCAGGUAAUCACACGCUCAGUCGCUCUCUCUCUCUCUCUCUCUCUCUCUCUGUCAUUCACACAAAUGCACACAUCCUUGGUUCUUGCUACUCUAAUAACUUGUUAGAAACUGCCCUAGCCGUCAUUACUUGUUCUAAAGUGAUGCUUUUGAAAGCUUGGGUGCAUCUUUUGAAUUAGCAACGCAGAUUCUCAUGCAUGAUGGAAGAAAGUAGUUCCGCACACAGUUGGGUUUUUUGGGACAGUCCUUAGUGUUUCUUAGUUGUUUAUUGCUUGUUCAUUGAAUUGUUGUAUAAAAAGCAAUAUCACACUCACAAUCAUGCUGUUGCACUAAAUAUCAGCACUCUUGCUCUUGUGAAAUGGACGGUUUGCUGUAUUGUAGGUCACAGAUUAUUUAUUGCUAUAUCAGUAGCAAAGUAGUGUUUUCUCUAUUACAGAAUUCUGUCCAAAUGACAUUUUUCUUCAAAUUAUUAUUAUUAUUGUUAUUAUUAUUUUUUUAUUUAUUUUUUAUUAGCUCAUCUCUGAAUUGCAUGUAGACAUGUUUAUUGGCAUUCUUACCAGCUUAUCCAGUGUGCACAAAUGCUGUGUGCAUGCUUGUUCACAUUUUGAUAUCAAAAGCAGGGAAUAACCCAAUGAUUUCCAAUCUCAUGUAAACACUGUUUUCUUGAUUUGUUUGAUUUUUUUGAAAAGGCAGAUUUUUGGUAGUCAGCAUACUGGUGUGCAUAUAAACACUCACUGUCUAGUAACAAAGUUCUAGUAUAAUACUUAUCCACAAUGUUGAUUGGGCUGGAACGGAAUGGAAGAUAGCAUCAAAAAUAUCUGAUUUGUUCUUAUUUAUUUAUUUAAUUAUUCAAUUGUGUUUUGUUUAUAACAUUGUAAAAGUCACUGUGCAAUGUAUGUAUUUUUGCACAUUAUAACAACAUUGUUUCCAUCCAUAUCAAAUUGUCACAAUAAAUUCUGUCAUUUCUACUCAUUUUUUUAUUUGUUUCAUUUUAUUAAUUGGUAAUUAAAUUCAAUGUAAUGAACUUACCAAUGCAGGUUGUAGCUUUUGCUUUGACUUUACAUGAAAAUUUAAGGCAGCAAUUUAACU
Messenger RNA from Myxocyprinus asiaticus (Chinese sucker), 5395 nucleotides. RefSeq names its product atrial natriuretic peptide receptor 1. The record is from RefSeq and is a predicted model, not a curated record. The transcript is spliced from 27 exons. Gene Ontology annotation, biological process: protein phosphorylation; receptor guanylyl cyclase signaling pathway; intracellular signal transduction. Bases 29 to 3184 code for a protein of 1051 amino acids. Gene Ontology annotation, cellular component: membrane. Lineage: Eukaryota; Metazoa; Chordata; Actinopteri; Cypriniformes; Catostomidae. Gene Ontology annotation, molecular function: peptide hormone binding; protein kinase activity; natriuretic peptide receptor activity.